Molecule: messenger RNA, 1722 nt
Organism: Gastrolobium bilobum
Lineage: Eukaryota; Viridiplantae; Streptophyta; Magnoliopsida; Fabales; Fabaceae
Product: protein-tyrosine-phosphatase PTP1
Exons: 9
Coding region: 255-1253 (332 amino acids)
Biological process (GO): protein dephosphorylation
Molecular function (GO): protein tyrosine phosphatase activity
Source: RefSeq, a predicted model, not a curated record
AACAAAACCCCUUUAUUUAAAUUUAUUUAAAGCUGAAGACCAAAAGACUUGAAAAGGGCUCUCCCUUACGAAAUUGCUAUAGUUUUAUUUAAAGCUGAAGACCAGAAGACUUGAAAAGGCACUCGUAACUCGUGAGUCCAUCACCACAGUGAUUCGGUGAAGUGAGAAUACUAAAAUUACAAAUCCACGCAACGCAACCUGUGGAACUGGGGAACCUCCUCUCUACCCGCUCUCGUCCUCGUCGGAGAUCCGCCAUGGCCGGCAAUCCCGCAACUACCUCCUCCUUAGAUUCUCGCGAGAAAUUGAAUUUCUCCUCCGAUUACCCGACUCGAAUCCCCCUCACUUCGGAUCAGGUCAAGUACUGCACCGAAGCGCUCUCCUUGUUGAAGGAGAAGCUCCACACUCCUCGCAGGAUCGCCCAAGAGUUUGCGCACUUGCAGGCGAAUAGGAUAACACCAAGCGAGAUGAGGAGAAGAUGCACCGUAGCUCUUGAUGCUGUUAAUUUGAGCAAAAACAGAUACACUGACGUUUUACCAUUUGAUACGAACAGGGUUGUUCUUAAAUCAAGUACAGAUUAUAGACCUGCAGCACUGGGGUAUAUCAAUGCAAGCUUUGUCUCGACCUCAUCCCCUGGAAUUGUAUCCCAGUUUAUAGCCACACAAGGCCCGCUGCCACACACUUAUGAGGAUUUCUGGGAAAUGAUUAUGCAGUAUCACUGCCCUGCAAUUGUGAUGCUUACUCGAUUGGUCGACAAUGAGAAGAUGGUUAAGUGUGGAGAUUAUUUUCAAUCUGAGGAUGGACCUAGAGAAUUUGGUAAUAUCUCUAUUAUCAGUAAAUGGAUGAAAACUACUGAAAAUUCACUGGUGCUGCGCCAUUUAGAGGUGAACCAGAGAGAGGUAGAAGAUACACCACUGUCUGUUUUGCAUAUUCAAUAUCCUGAAUGGCCUGACCAUGGAGUUCCCAAAGAUACAUUUGCUGUGCGUGAAAUUUUGAAAAGAUUAUACCAAUUACCACCAAACCUUGGCCCUAUAGUGGUGCACUGCAGUGCAGGUAUUGGUAGAACUGGAACAUACUGCGCAAUUCACAACACAAUUCAGAGAAUACUUGCUGGUGAUAUGUCUGCUGUAGAUAUUGCUGAUACAAUAGCUGUGUUUAGGUCCCAGCGUAUUGGAAUGGUUCAGACCCAGGAUCAGUAUAUUUUCUGCUAUGAAGCUAUCAUAGAUGAACUGGAAGACCUUGUAUCUCAACAUUAACGAGGAGGUGCUGGACCAAAGGAUGUUAAGCUGCUGCAACUUUCAAUUCCUUCAUUUUCCAUUUGGGUCCUGCAAUGCUUAUGUCUCCUGGAAGCUGAUUUUGUAGCGUUAGCAUUCUGGGGAUUUUAUGAAUUUCACUGAACUCAUGUUUAUCUCAAACUUUCAUGUGUAAUUGCAGGCAGGGGAUAGGUAACAAAUAUCAGCGUCGUUUUCAUUAUAGGGGAAAAGAAUUAUCAUGUUAUAGGAGAUUUAUUUCUCCUACUAGUGAUACAUCGAAAUGUGUGCAACAAUUUUUUUUAUUUUUGUUUUUUAAUGCGAGGUGGGACCCAUCAUAUCUUGUAUUCAUAGUAAGAGAAAAAAUUCUCAUACAACAUGAGAAAAAAAAGAGGGACCCUUCAUUAUAUUACUAUAAUUAUGUUGGGGAACAGAAGGGCAUAAUUACUACAACAAUCUAAUUUCCAUUGUUCUC